GUUUUUUUUGCAAGAAUGUAGCCUGAUUAUAAUGGUAUUUAUUUUUUAUAUGACUAGGUUACUAGGUAAAACGUGUUUCUAAUAUGCUGCCACGUGUAAUGACACAAAGUACAGCAACAUCUUUAGGAUUUAGUAUGAUUUUUUAACUAGCCUAUAUUAUCCCAUCCCACCCAUUAAAUCAGUGUUUUAUCGGUGUCCUGAGAUAUAAUCCAAUAAAACCAAUAGAUGUGGCUGGUCUGUAGUCCACCUAGUGACAGCUGCUGUGUCUCUCUGCCCUCUGCUGUUCUAAUUAAAGACAUCUAAUCUACACUUUGGCAUUAUUCGAAGUGCAGUAGAAAUAACAUUACUUUGUAAAUGUUUCUAGGGGUAAAACGGGAAUAUAUGAAGCGCGUUUUCUUUACGUUUUGUCCAUCAGCGGACACCGUCGAGGUGAAACAAACAUUGCUGUUCCACUCUAAAUAUUUAACAGUAGCGUGUGUAGUAUAAAUAAUGUGUUCAAGGACUUUUGAAGGCUUUUGAUGAUGUCUUAAACAUGUGAAAUGUCUGUGUUGCGCAGAGCCAAAACAUGGGAAAUAUCUGACUCUGAGGAAAGCGACGCUGAGACAAAGCCCGAUUUAAACCGUGAUGAGGGCAGUCAAAUAGUAACAGUCAGCGCAGACUUUAUAGAGUAUCAGAGUUCAGACCAUAAGUGCAAAACCCUCCCAUCGUCAGCCAAAGAAAGCGAGUCAUGUCAAACUUCUACUUUGUCUCCCCCGCGACCAGAUGGAUGUGGCACACCAAGUCCUGCAAGAAAACGCCGAACCAAGGAGGAGAUAGAGGCGGACAGACAGACAGCCAGGGAGAGGAAGGAGGCGAGAGAGAGGCAGAGAGCUGCCAGAGCCCAGGAGAAGGAGGAGAGGAGACAGGAGCAGCAGAGGAGGAGAGAGGCUGCGGAGAACCUGAAGCGUCUCAGGCCAGAGAACUGCCUCAAGUGUCUGACUGUCUGCAUAGACCCAGCUCUUCUGCAACAGGAUGGCUCAGACAUCUUGCUGGACACCCUGGCUACCUUUGAGUGGAGAAUUGGCAUUGAGAGUCAGCAGCUCCCACGCAGCAUCGCCUGGACCAGAGAUCUACCUCAGGGAGAUGAUGGAAAGGGCUCGGUGGAGGAGGAGCAUGUGGUUCUGGUGCUGUGUCUGACCGACUUCAUGGACGUGGUGAUAUCUGUGAAGAAAAUGCUAGACAGUGAAGGGGAGGAGAUGGGGGUGGGGUCUUUCCUCAGUCCUCUUUUGGAGUGUCUCAACCGUGAUUCCAAGAAGGUGGUCACUCUCUUAGUGACAGACUCUGAGCCAGAUUACAGGACAGAUGCUCGUGGUGUGCAUUUACCAGAUGAGACGCUACAAUCCAAAUUGGGGAUGGAGGAUCUGGACAUCGAGGAGGUUCUUGUGUACCUACAGCUCUGCAAGAAUAUCUCACUGGUCUUCCUGGAUGGCUGGCAGGAGGUCACUAACCAUGUGUGUGCUGUCACCAAGGCCUUAUCAAAGCGCCCUUUCAAACUGCUGACAGAGCGAGCAGAGCUGCCCUUCUGCGUGGAUGGUUCGUGGGCCAGCGGGUUUCGGGUGGAGAGGGACGGCUCGGGGCUGAUCCAGGUCUGGAGCAAGCAGAUCCAACAGCUGAACAGAGUUAGCCCUGCCGUGGCCUCCACUGUGACCGCAGCCUACCCGUCUCCUCAGCUGCUGCUGCAGGCGUACCAGAGCUUGGGGUCAGAGGAGGACAGAAAGGGGCUGCUGUCUGGUCUCUUAGUGAAAAGCGGAGGUAAAGAGAGGCGUAUAGGGCCGGAGAUAUCAGCCAGAGUGUACCGCUGCUUCACAGCCCAGAACCCCCAGCUGGUCCUGGACUAAUGUGUCCACUUGAGAACGAGAUGGAUGGACGUCAGCGAGGAUUCAUUCGGCUUCUAAUGACACUUCGUCACCACUUGGCUGCUAAUAUGUUAAUGAUGAUGUUUACAAGCUAAAAAUAUGCCUUAGAUAUCAUGUUCACCUUCCAGUAAAGCACUAUUUAUACUCCAAACUUUCAACAGAUUCAAGGAACAGAAUAAAUUAAUAGAGUAUAUUUAGUAAAAUAAGGAUUUAUAUGAUGUGUAUUAUUUUGAUACAAUAUUCUGUUUAUGUAUAAAUGCAAGAUGUAUUUAUUGUUAGAGGGACCGCCAUGAACUACACGAUAUGUUUUGUUCAUGCCUAUAAAAAUGAGCUGCAACAGAA
Messenger RNA from Siniperca chuatsi (mandarin fish), 2237 nucleotides. Its product is annotated as probable crossover junction endonuclease EME2. NCBI's taxonomy places the organism in Eukaryota, Metazoa, Chordata, Actinopteri, Centrarchiformes, Sinipercidae. Bases 540 to 1877 code for a protein of 445 amino acids. Gene Ontology annotation, molecular function: nuclease activity; DNA binding. The record is from RefSeq and is a predicted model, not a curated record. Gene Ontology annotation, cellular component: Holliday junction resolvase complex; nucleus. Gene Ontology annotation, biological process: double-strand break repair; replication fork processing; resolution of meiotic recombination intermediates. The transcript has 8 exons.